CAACCACGGCGACACAGUGCCCCUGCCCCAGGCCAGUCCGUGCAUUCAAGUCCCGGCUGCCGGAGGAGGAGGGUCCGCUCUCCACUCUUCUCUCAGGGACCUCCUCCCCCCGGACUACUAGUGGUGUGAUGUGCUGAGUGACAUGCAGGGGGGAGGAGCAAUUCUCCCUUCUACUCUCAGCUCCUCCCCCCCAGUGCUAGUAAUGAGGACAUCCCGGCUGGAGGAGGAGGUAGCAGGCAGCACAGUGCACCGCGUGGCUUCGGCGGGGGUUGGUGGAGGGCAGGCUAACCAGCUGUAUCUGGUAUCCCCCACGACAGUACAGCAUAGCAACAAAGCGGACUUCUGACCAAUAGGAAGCCCAAUCAGACUUGCCUGGAGGCUCCCGUAUUUUGCAAGAGUCCACCGCUACCCAGCAAACUGAAGUGUUUUUCACCCCUCCCUCCCCUUCCCUCCUCUUCCCCCCCCCCCCCUCCUCCUCCUCCUCACCAGAAUUACAGCAAGCUUUUAGACAGCCCUCCAGCACCUGUCAGAUUCCUGCACUGCAGUUUGGAGGAGUUUCUGUGCAAUCUCCUCCAGUCCCCUGCAUCCACUCAGCUGCUAGCCCAGGACCACAGUCAUUGAAAAGAACCAGAACCACUGCGGUCCAAUCAUCCAACCAGUUGUAAGACCCGCGAAUCACGGCAUUUUGGGGGCGGAGCCUAAUAGAAUGGUGCCUUGUCCUGGACACAGUUGAUCACCCGUGCUUGGGAGGUGGUGGUUCAAAGUACAUGACACUGAAAGACGGCAUCAAUGAUGUGAUUAUAGAAGUGACCGCUGAAGAUGGGACUGUCAAGAAAUAUACUCUAGAAGUCACUAGACUAUCUGCAAGUCAUUCUUCACUUGAAGGAAUUAGUCUGUCUAAGGACCUGUAUCUUGUUCCAUCAUUUGAUCAAGAUGUCUUUGAAUAUUCAUGUAACGUGCCAUAUUUCCAACGCAGUAUAAGUGUAGAGCCUUCGGUCCAAGACAGUCAGAUGAAAGUAACUGUGAAUGGGCAUGAUGACAAUAAGCCAGUCUCCAUCGCAGUUGGAGAUACAGUUAUAGAAGUGCUUGUCCUUUCUGCUGAUGGCACCAAAUCACAGGUGUACAGCAUUAUUGUUACACGCGCACAGCUGCCAUUUUGUGCCCAGUUUGCAGAUGCCCAGGAGCAGAUGACUUAUGAGUGUCCUAUUACUCUGACUGCAUUUUACAGACCGGUCUCUAUUAAAGGAAGCAAUCCAAAACACACAAUCUCAGGAUCGUACAUGGAUCUUUUAACAAGAAGAUCAAAAACAGAUCCACUGGAUGAGACUGUCCUCAGUGGUAACUGGAGGGUCCCCGAGUAUGAAUUAGAUAUGGACAUGUCAGCAGCAAACGUCUCCUGUGUUUUUGCUUACCGAGGUUGUGGAGACAUUAUAAAGCUGUCCGAGUUUGGUGACCAUGCAAGGAGCUGCCUGUUUAAGCCACCAACAGAUUUGGAUCCUAAGACUGUAACAGAAUCAGAGUGGUAUAAAGAAGACUUUUCAACGAGUAAAUCAUCAGAACCUUACCUUAAGCACACAGUACAGGAGAGAAACUGGGAGAAGAGGCUUCAGCAGGUGCCUGGCAGUAACGUAGACAGUCUGUGCUGCCAAGCAGAGGAACAGUUACGUCUUUAUGAACAGAACCUGCCCAAGUCAGGUGAUGUGCUUGACUACAAGGAAGGGAAGUCGCCCUUGGAUGCUCUCAGCCAGGCUGCAAUGGCCUACGCUUCAGCAAUCAAACUCAACCCAAAGAGCCCCAACCUACAUUUCCAUCUUGCCACAGUGCUGGAGGAGUUUUAUUAUGCAGCGAAAAUGUAUGGUAUACGGAAAAAAAUUGAAGGUGAUGGUGGUGAUUAUAGUAGUGCCAAAGCUACAGGUAAAGCCGAAGAGAUACAAGCAAUCUGUAAACUACACGGAUUUUCUGUAAGACCGAACUUGGAGCAGCAAUUGAAGGCUCUAGAUCUGGAAUAUCAUCAGCUGAAAGAACAGGGCCAAUCAAGCAGAGCUGAUUACAUCCAGAAUCUCUAUGCCUGGAAAUCCAAGCAGUCCAGCAAGACUGGAUGGGUUUCACUGGAUGAGGAGAAUCCAUUAGCACAAGCUUUCCUGAAGUACAAAGAUGCCCUUUCUCUGGAUCCUGAUAACUGGCAGUAUAACAUGCAUGUGGGCAGACACUUGUUGCUACAGAAACAGCACGAAGAAGCACUGAUGUUCUUACAGAAUUCAUUGGCACUGCGACCAGCAUCAGCCAUCGCCAGGUGCUACCUUGGUUUAGCUCUCAUAGAGCAAGAAAGUGGCGCUGCCAGAAUCCAAGAAUCAGCCACUUACCUGCAACAGGGCCUGGAAAAGCUGCUCAUUGAGCUUGUUGCUCCAGAAAGCUCAAGCCUUCUUCAUGCUGAGACUCUACUGUGCACUCACAAUGCCCAGCUUCUUAGAGGGUUUGUUAAAUUGGGAAAGUUACUUAUCAACCUUACAGCACAGCCUUCCAUUAGCCCCAUGACUCCUCAACAGGUUCUCCAUUUUGUUGCAGAUUGGUCUGCUAAGGCCUUGUUCCAGUGCCCGCAUAGGGGGUCUAUAGCUCAGGAAUUAGAAUGGGUUCUGCUGGAGACCAGUUUUCACCUUCUCAAGAUGUUGGCUGAAGAAGCUUUUAACAAAGAAGAAUGGAUCAGGAGAAGAUGUCAAGCACUGUCCGCUCUAAUACGCCUCACCUCCAUUCCCGAGUGUAAGGAGCUUUUAGACAUGCAUGAAAAGGUCUGCCAGCUCGGGGUUAUAGUGUCUCCCUGCAACAGCUACGCUUUAUAUUUAUUGGGUACUGCACAGCUUGCCCACUAUGAUGACAGGCCAUCUUCUGAGGAUGCACAGCUUGUACUUCAGGAAGCAAAGCUCAGCUUUACAGCAAGUAUACGCCUAGAGAAUAUGCCAACCAGGGGACCUCCUCCAGCAGAGCUAACAUCUCAGAAGUGGUGGCAGGAGUGGGAGGCAGCAAAAGAAAUGAAAACGGUAACACCUGGAAGAAACAGUACUAAAACAGUAGCGCCUGGAGGGGCCAACAUUACAACAGUAACACCUGGUGGGGCCAACGCGAGAACAGUAGCACCUGGAGGGACUAAUGCUAAAAAAGUAACACCUGGAGGUAGCCACACUAAAACAAUGACACAUGGAGAGAAAAACACUAAAACACUGACACCUAUAGGAAGCAACAAUAAAAUAGUGACACCUGGAGGGAGGAACACUAAAAUGGUGACACCUGCAGGGAGCAACACUAAGACGCUGACACCUGGAGGAAGCAACACUAAAAUGGUGACACCUGCAGGGAGCAACACUAAGACGCUGACACCUGGAGGAAGCAACACUAAAAUGGUGACACCUGCAGGGAGCAACACUAAGACGCUGACACCUGGAGGAAGCAACACUAAAAUGGUGACACCUGCAGGGAGCAACACUAGGACGCUGACACCUGGAGGAAGCAACACUAAAACGGUGACACCUGCAGGGAGCAGCACUAAAACAGUGACACCUGGAGGAAGCAACACUAAGAUUGUUACAGCAGAAAAAAGCAAUAGUACAACAGUCAUACCCAGAGAAAGCAACAAAAAAACAAGUACACCUGGAGGGAGCAACAGUAAGUCAGUUCCCCCCAGUGUUGCCAGAGGGCACAGUUCAACUGUACUGAGUAAAGUUACCACCACAUUCCCCACUUCUAUACCUGAACCUCAAGUCAGUUCUUCAAUAAAACCCGCCGAGCAGUCAUCUUCAUCUGAAAGACCUGCGACUGUGGAAGACAAGCUCGGGCCAGUACAAGAAGCGGCUUCUGGGCUGGUACCUGUUAAUGGCAGCUCCUUCUUGCCUCGCCUGGGUUUGGCACGUGCUCUCUCUCGUAACAAGAAGACAGAAACAGAUGCUUCAGCGAUUUACCAAGACGUCAUUAAGAUGGCACCAGAGGUUCCUGAUGCUUACACUGAACUGGCCGAGAUGUUUUUAAAAAGUGAUCCUCUCAGUGCUGUGGAGGUGUAUUGCCAGUAUCCCCAAAAGCCAGACCAAGAGCAGUCAUUCGAGGAUGCCUUUAUUCCUGGUGAAAUUGUGCGUCUGCUCAUUAAAUGUGAUAAGUAUGAUGAUCCUCGUCUACCUGUCAACAUGAUUUCAUAUGGAAAAGUUAUGGGCAUAGGUUGUUUGGAGAAGUAUAUAAAUAUUCUUGAAGAGAAGUUUAAAACAAGCAUUCUCAAAAGAGUCUACGCCGGUAUUCACGGCAAAGCAGAAGAUGACGAAGAGCUGCAGGAUUUUUUUCGUUUUAAAUAUUGGAUUUAAGAAAAUGUUAACGCCACUUAAAGUCAUAAACUCAAUUUGAAAUUUCUGCAGCGGGAUACACUGGGAUUCCACAGGGAAUACAUCAGGGGGUAUAGAGUCGGAUCUUGAUCCGAGGCACCAACAGGCUAAAGCUUUGACUGUUCCCAGGAUGCAUUGCACCGCCUCUAUAGCCACGCCUCCAGGCACUGGAGCUCAGUUUGUAAGUUGGUGCCUGCAGUGCAGUUCACUAACAGGUGGGGCUGCGCUAGGCAGACCUGAAAAUAACUUUUAAGAAGACUUCAAGGGCCGCAGCAAUGUUUAUGUCACUCUGACAUUCUGUGUUGCGGCUCCAUCACCUCCCCAGCAGCGCUGCAUACUCCCGCGGCCUGGUUCUCGGGUACUUGCAGCGGAGGCGCACCGGACAUCAGGCACACACCGCUGACGCUCUCCUGGAUCGCGUGUCUGCUCAUCAGGGAGGAGGUAAGUGGGUCCCCCCAGAUGGAAACCGCUGGUAAAUCGUGGUCCAGUCGCAGUCCCAGGAGACGGGCCGCGUCGCUGCCGUGGACACUGUACUCCAUAGGCACCCCACUAUAUCCACCAGGGCAAGGAGCACAGGUCGGAUUUACUAAAAUCCGUUUACAAUAGGCUCCACAGUACCAAGGUGGUGAAGCCCAGCACAGGGGAUAAGGCGCUGACCCUUAGCCCCUCCCCCAGCUCCGGGCGCCAUCUACUGCUGGUGUUCCCGCCCUGGAGCUGCAUUUCUCUCUCCCUCACUCCCUGACAGAGAUUGUGGUGCCAUCUUCACUACUAGCUGGGCUGAUCUCUGGGACUGCAGGCCUCUGUCUCCUCUGUAAAGCCGCCUGUCUCAUCAGCACUGUUCAUUUACAGGCACUUAAGUAUUCUACAUGUCAUUUUAGACAGUGUUAGUUAAGAACAAGUGUACUGCUACCUGCAGUGGCGUCAGGAGGCGGGUGCGGCCCGCACCCAAGUGUCCCCCUCGGAAGGGGUGACACCAAAGUGCCAGCUC
Molecule: messenger RNA, 5346 nt
Organism: Pseudophryne corroboree (corroboree frog)
Lineage: Eukaryota; Metazoa; Chordata; Amphibia; Anura; Myobatrachidae
Exons: 20
Coding region: 768-4340 (1190 amino acids)
Biological process (GO): protein polyubiquitination; ubiquitin-dependent protein catabolic process
Molecular function (GO): ubiquitin protein ligase activity; protein binding
Source: RefSeq, a predicted model, not a curated record